AUGGUCGACCCGGAAGAUGCGCGUCUUCUCAGUCUCGUGCGCUCCGAGGGGCCCGUCUCUAGCUCGACAGAGUGUCUUGAUUACUGUGAAGAGCGCUCUUUUGACGUCGCUGGAAUACAAAAUGGCUUCGAGUGCUGGUGCGGCAAUAGGCUCACGCUCGCGGAUGCGGAACAGCCUUCGUCACGCGAGGUCAUUCAGCAAGAGUGCUCUACGCCGUGUAGCCAUAGUGUUCCCGGCGACAUCUGUGGAGGACCUUGGCGCACGCUCCUCUUUGGUCGCAAUGGUGUGCUCGACCAGUAUGGCUUUGGAUCGACAAAGCAUGGUAUCUUCCUUGACGAUGAACACUCUACCGUGUCUAGCAUUUCGGAUACGUCGUCUCGCAAUGCCACUGCUGCGCCCCUCCCCACCGACAUUGUCAACGAUCAGCCCUCUCAUUCGGCGUCGUCACCAAAUCCCAACGAGGUUACCGGCAAAAAGGUCAUUGCUCAUCACAUGGUCGGGAACACUUAUCCAUAUACCAUCGAAUCUUGGAUCACGGACGUAACGGCCGCCAAGUCGGCUGGCAUCGAUGGUUUUGCACUCAACUUUGGCAGUAUUCAUGGUGGCUGGGAGCAGAAGAGUAUUUCAGAUGCAUUUGUUGCGGCUAGUACCGUCGGUGGGUUUGGGAUGAUCUUUAGUUUUGACAUGACUGGGCUACCUUGUAGUAGUCAAAAGGAUGCUCAGACUCUGCGAGAGUUCCUAUUGACCUGGGGGCCGCAUCCCGGUCAUCUGGUGCUUCCACCCGCAUCUGGAUCUGCUUUCCAACGUGUUGUCGUCAGCACCUUUUCGGGUGAAUGGUGCAACUUUGGCCUCGGAUCCCCGCGCGAGGGAUGGAUGUCCGUCGUCGCGGAUCAAGCUGUUGUUUCUCGUCUACGCGCUGCUGGCCGUGAGAUUGCGUUUGUGCCUAGCUGGUUCGAGAGAGUCGAUCAACGCAAGCAAGAGUUUAACGGUGUUGUUCAAGGGGACUUUCACUGGAACGGUGGUUGGCCAACCGGCAACUUUGACGUGAACUGGGACGGUGACGCCUAUCGCAUUGCUACUAGCCCAGGACCGCUCUUUAUGGCGUCUGUUUCCCCUGGGUUCUUCACACACUAUGGGCCAAACUCGUACAACAAGAAUUGGAUCUAUCGUAGCGACGACUGGCUUUAUGCUUCUCGCUGGGAGAUGCUCGUCGGUCACCGUGCGGAGGUCGAUUUGGUAGAGAUUGUCACAUGGAACGACUAUGGCGAGUCCUCGUACAUUGGUCCUAUCGAAGGAGAACAGCCCAACUCUGAAGCGUGGACAAACGGAUUCCCCCAUCUUGGCUUCCUCGACAUGACCUCCUAUUAUGCGACCGCCUUCAAGACGGGUUCUUAUCCAACUAUUACAGAGGACAAGGUCUAUCUUUGGUCGCGUUCUCAUCCUCGAGAUGCGCAGGCUCCGCGAGAUCCUAUCGGGCGUCCCAACAAUGCAGACUGGACUGAAGAUUACGUUUGGGGACUGGUCAUUGCUGCGAGUGAUGGAGAGCUCGUUCUCAGCUGCGGAUCCAAUUCUGAGACAUUCUCGAUCAUUACAGGCGUCAACAAGGUCAAGAUUCGCAACAGUCCAGGACAGAUGAGAGGAGUGCUUAGACGAGCAGAUCUACCCGUCGUCGAUGUCAAUCCUGGUGCUGCUUUUACCUAUACUCUCGACCCGCCCAGCUACAAUUUUAAUUACUUUGUGGCGAGCAACUGA
Messenger RNA from Serendipita indica DSM 11827, 1752 nucleotides. NCBI's taxonomy places the organism in Eukaryota, Fungi, Basidiomycota, Agaricomycetes, Sebacinales, Serendipitaceae. The record is from the annotation of a GenBank genome assembly.